This is a messenger RNA of Durio zibethinus, 450 nucleotides long. The record is from RefSeq and is a predicted model, not a curated record. NCBI's taxonomy places the organism in Eukaryota, Viridiplantae, Streptophyta, Magnoliopsida, Malvales, Malvaceae.
AUGGCAAUGGAAACGCAUGCAAUUCAAGAAAGCCACUCAACUCCUCAAAGCCCGCCUUGCCGUGAACGUCACAUCUAUGAAAUGCGCAAAAGGGCCGAACUCAAAGCCGCUGUCUCCGAACUUGAACGCCCUUGGGAGGUCGUUGAAAAAGUACCCAACUUGUUAUCCGUUGCAGGUGAUGAGGAAGUUAAAGUCUUGGCUGACAAGUUCCAGAAACCUGGCGAGAGAAAUGUGAAAAGGAACGGUGUUAAAUGGAGGAGGAAAGGAAUUAGGAGAAGGUUGGAUGCUGCUGGGGAGGUUAAUUCUGAUGGGAAGAGAACUUAUUUGAAGUCUGGGGUUUAUGAUAAUGGAAGUAACUUGAAGGCUGAUAUUUAUCAUAAAAGAAGUAAUUUUAAGUCUGAAGUUUAUGAUAUGAGCUUGCAGAGAGAUGGGAGUUAUGGGAUUAAUUGA